This is a messenger RNA of Meleagris gallopavo (turkey), 319 nucleotides long. Lineage: Eukaryota; Metazoa; Chordata; Aves; Galliformes; Phasianidae. The record is from RefSeq and is a predicted model, not a curated record.
ACAGAGUGGAGAUGAAGAAGGAAGUGCGCAACAUCCUCGUGCCUCUCUUCUUCCACCUGCACGACCAGGACCAGAGCGUGGCUCAGGCCUCCGGGGAAGCCCUUCUUUGCGCGGCCAAGCUGCUGAAGCGCAAGCACCUCAGCUAUCUGCUGAAGACAGCGCAGCCGCAGAGGAUCGGCAAGUGCCUGGUGGUGGGCCACGGCAGCAGAGCGGACCAGUUCCUGGAGCAGAGCCUGUCCUACCUGCAGAGCUCCCAGGAGCCCCUGCAAGAGGCGGCCGUCAGGUUCAUUGGUGAGCCACGACCCUGACCCUUCUGUGC